GGUUUACAGCAGAUAGCUAACUUCGUUUGAGUAUGAUUUGUUUGCGGAAAAUAACCUGACUCAAGUUGGCAGACUGUCUUCUUUAACUGAAGAUUGAUAGGAAUACUAGGCUGGAAACUUAGUCUACAUUGGGCUAGCUUGACAGCUGCAAAGCAGAAGGAAGAGGUAACCCAGCAUGACAAAACGCAUUGUUCCUCCACAGGAGCCAAGGGAUGCUAACAGGAGUUCCAGGAGGUUCCAUCAGCAAGGGCAGAAUGAUGUUUCGGAUCAUGUGGGCGGGCCGAGUAACGAAAGCUCAACUACAGUGGAGGAGAUUUAUCUUCCACCUCAACUAGGGAGCUCAAAAUGGCAACAGAGAAGAGCUACAGGCUGUGGGGCCAACCUGGGCUCAACAGGGAGGCUCACUGUGGACAUCAUCAGUAAUACAAACCUGGAGCGGACAGUGUCGGAGAGUAAAAGACGCCCCCACAAAAUGAACCUCCUGCACCGGUCGAGCACGGCCUUGUGCAAACUUGGACUGUCUCAGGCGGAGAUCAAAACGGAGAUAGACCAUGAGAAGUUGGAGCUGGUCAGAGACCUAGUGAAGAUGCCACGUCAGCCAAGAGCCCAGGCCAUACGAUCGCUGCCAGUGAGCUGUGACGAGAAGAGGGACAUUAGGAAUAGAGUGCUCCAGGCAAAGUUUUCCAAAGACUCUGUCAAGCGCACAUGUUGCACAGACUGCUCGGAGCAAGUCUCGCUGUCUUUACGCAGGUGGUGGCAGCACGUGACGGCCUGCAGGGGUUACCUGGCGCUGUGGCACGGCGCCCUGAAGGAGAUCGGCGGCCGCUUCGGCUCGGCCGUCCUCACCUACUUCUGCUUCAUCAAGUGGCUGUUCAUGUUCAACGUCUUCCUGCUGGCCUUCAACCUGAGCUUCAUCACCGUGCCCGAGAUCCUGCACAAGCACAACGGCACCGCCAACGGCAUCUUUGAAGGCCUGGACCUGCUCACCGCCGCUGGUUACUUUGAAAAGUCAGUCAUGUUUUACGGAGGCUAUAAUGGUGAGGUGAUAAAGACUGGCUCUUACGACAUGCAGCUGGCAUAUUUGUUAACCAUGUUCACAUACAUGAUGCUGUGUGGCAUAUCUAUUGUGUACCGUUUGGGUAAAUCGGUGUGGAAGAACGUGAUUGUUUAUAGCCCUGCCUCGGGUGGUGCGUGGCGUAUCUUGUGCAGCUGGGACUUCAGCAUCUUGAACGAGAAGGCCAUCCACAGCUUCCAGAAGAAGCUGUUUGUCCAGAUCAAGGAGUCCUUAUCAGAUACCACAGAGAAGACUUUGCUUAGUGCUUCAGACAGGCUGAGAAACGUCUCUCUCCAUCUUGCUGCAUGGCUGCUGUACAUCGGCCUGGCUUUUGUUUCCUGUACCGCUGUCUACUUUUUGUCCACGUAUAACCUAGAGCUUAUAAAGGUGGCACUGGAUGCAAGAGACCUGAAAUCUGAGGCCUUUUUUCUGCUUCUGCCAAGUCUGGUUUCGUUCAUCAACCUGGUGAUUCCUCUGCUCUAUGCAUUCAUUUCCCGAUUGGAAAACUACGAGAACCUCCGUGCAAAGCUGUACGCCGGCCUGGCCAGAGAUGUCUUGCUGAAGAUGUCGAUUCUAGGAAUCCUGUGUUACUACUGGCUGACUGACGUUCCCAGUAACCUCUCUUGCUGGGAGUCUUUUGUGGGUCAGGAUGUUUACCGAAUGGCCAUCGCUGACUUUCUGUUCAGCGUGCUGGGAUGCGUGUUUGGAGAGUACUUGGGCAGCUUGAUCGGAACCAAGUGUUUGAAAUCUCUUAAACCGCCAGAAUUUAACAUCACCAGAAAUGUUCUCGAUCUGAUCUAUGCCCAGACACUGGUUUGGUAA
Sardina pilchardus (European sardine) is the source of this 1876-nucleotide messenger RNA. RefSeq names its product transmembrane channel-like protein 5. The transcript is spliced from 15 exons. NCBI's taxonomy places the organism in Eukaryota, Metazoa, Chordata, Actinopteri, Clupeiformes, Clupeidae. Gene Ontology annotation, cellular component: plasma membrane. Bases 176 to 1876 code for a protein of 566 amino acids. Gene Ontology annotation, molecular function: mechanosensitive monoatomic ion channel activity. The record is from RefSeq and is a predicted model, not a curated record.